AUGGCUCCCACUGCUCUGGAACACGAGGACGUUGUGCGCGAUGCUGCCUUCAACCAGGCCAUGCACGGAAAGUCGGCCAAGGUCCGUGGCGGUCUGACUGCCCUGCGCGGAAAGGACAAUGCUGCCCAGAAGGCUGCUGUCGACGAGUACUUCAAGCACUGGGACAACAAGGGCCACGAGGAGGAGACUGCUGAGACCCGUGAGGCUCGUCGUGCCGAAUACGCCACCCUGACCCGACACUACUACAACCUGGCUACCGACUUCUACGAGUACGGCUGGGGUUCCUCCUUCCACUUCUGCCGUUUCGCCUACGGCGAGCCCUUCAACCAGGCCAUCGCCCGUCACGAGCACUACCUCGCCAUGCAGACCGGUCUCACCGAGGGCAUGAAGGUUCUGGAUGUUGGCUGUGGUGUUGGUGGCCCUGCUCGUGAGAUGGUUAAGUUCUCUGGUGCUCACGUCACUGGUCUCAACAACAACGACUACCAGAUUGAUCGCGCUACCCACUACGCUGCCAAGCAGGGUCUGUCCGACAAGAUGGCCUUCGUCAAGGGUGACUUCAUGCAGAUGAAGUUCCCCGACAACACCUUUGAUGCCGUUUACGCCAUUGAGGCCACCGUCCACGCUCCCGAGCUGGUUGGUGUCUACAGCGAGAUUUUCCGUGUUCUCAAGCCCGGCGGCAAGUUCGGUGUCUACGAGUGGCUCAUGACUGACGAGUACAACAACGAUGACCCCGAGCACCGUCGUAUCCGUCUCGGUAUCGAGCAGGGUGACGGUAUCUCCAACAUGGUUACCAUCUCCGAGGGCCUGAAGGCCAUCCGCGACGCUGGCUUCGAGCUCCUCCACCACGAGGAUCUGGCUGCCCGCCCCGAUGCUACCCCCUGGUACUACCCGCUGGCCGGUUCGUUCAAGCACAUGGGCUCCGUCUGGGAUUUCUUCACCAUUGCCCGCAUGACCUGGUGGGGCCGUGGCCUUGCCCACCGCCUCGUCGGUGCCGGUGAGACCAUCGGUCUGUUCCCCAAGGGCUCGCAGAAGACCGCUGACAGCCUUGCCCUGGCUGCUGACUGCCUGGUCGAGGGCGCUCAGAAGAACCUGUUCACCCCCAUGUACCUGAUGGUCGGCAAGAAGCCCGAGUAA
This is a messenger RNA of Penicillium subrubescens, 1134 nucleotides long. RefSeq names its product sterol 24-C-methyltransferase (gene erg6). The record is from RefSeq and is a predicted model, not a curated record. Lineage: Eukaryota; Fungi; Ascomycota; Eurotiomycetes; Eurotiales; Aspergillaceae. Gene Ontology annotation, biological process: ergosterol biosynthetic process. Gene Ontology annotation, cellular component: endoplasmic reticulum. The coding region runs from base 1 to 1134 and encodes 377 amino acids. Gene Ontology annotation, molecular function: sterol 24-C-methyltransferase activity. The transcript has 3 exons.